Molecule: messenger RNA, 1649 nt
Organism: Prinia subflava (tawny-flanked prinia)
Lineage: Eukaryota; Metazoa; Chordata; Aves; Passeriformes; Cisticolidae
Gene: SCARA5
Product: scavenger receptor class A member 5
Exons: 9
Coding region: 154-1638 (494 amino acids)
Biological process (GO): iron ion transmembrane transport
Cellular component (GO): dendrite; plasma membrane; synaptic cleft
Molecular function (GO): ferritin receptor activity
Source: RefSeq, a predicted model, not a curated record
GAGGGCGCUCGGGGGGCCCGGCCCGGGCGGGCCCCGCUCGCAGCCCCGGCCCGCACCCAUGGGCGCCGGACGGAGCGAAAUCCCGGGAAGAGGCCCCGGGAAGAUCGGGAAAUCCCGGGAAGAGGCGCCGGGAAGCUCGGGAAUUCCCGAGGGAUGGAGAGCAGGGCCCUGUAUCUCCGCACCUUCUCGGAGCGGGACAGCGGAUCCGGCCCGGAGGAGCCCUGCGAGGGGAGGAGCCUGUCCAAGCUGAACCUCUGCGAGCACGAUCCCGGCCGCAGGAUGAGGAUCCCGGGAUGCUGCGCCCGGAUCCCGCCGGGCUCCGUGGCGGCGCUGAAAUAUUCCGUGGCCGGGCUUUACCUCCUGGUGCUGCUGCUCCUGGUGGGAAUCUUCAUCCUGGCAGCCUCCCGCCCCCGGCCGUCUCCCGAGGAUCUGCAGGCGCUGCUGGGGGACCUCCACCGGCUCAACGAGACCUUCCGGGACCUGCAGCUGCGUCUGCCGCUCCCCGCGCCGCAGGGCGAGCUCCUGGAGCACCUCUGGAGCCUGCAGGACCUGCUGCACAACCACUCGGACUCGCUGCUGCUGCUGCGGGCGUCGCUGCGCGGGCUGCAGGGGCUCCUGCGCGCGCUGCAGGGCCAGGCCGGGCAGACGGAGCGCGCCGUGUCGCGACUCCGCGAGUCGCUGUCGCAGCAGGGCGAGGCGGCGCAGCUGGAGCUGUCGCGGCUCUGGGUGGAGGCCAACGGCAGCCGGCUGCUCCUGGAGCACCACCAGCGCCUGCUGGGCCGCCUGGGCGGGCGGCUGGAGGCGCUGGGCGAGCAGGCGGCGGCGCUGGGCGGCGCGCUGGGCGCGGUGAACCGCAGCCUGUCCUACGACGUGCGGCUGCACCACGCGCGGCUGCGGGACCUGCAGGCCCUCGUGGGCAACGCCAGCGCCGACGCCCGGCGGGCGCGGCAGGAGAGGGCGGACACGGAGAGGGAGCUGAGGAUGGAGAUGGCCCUGCUCAACAACGUCACCGAGGAGCUGCGGCUCCGGGAUUGGGAGCACGCGGCGGCGCUCCGGAACGUCUCCGUGAUCCGCGGGCCGCCGGGACCCAAAGGAGACCGAGGCAUGGAAGGGAUGGAGGGGGAGCCCGGCCUUCCCGGCCUUCCCGGGCUCCGAGGGCUCCCCGGGGAGCGCGGAGCCCCCGGCCCGCGCGGACCAAAGGGGGACCAGGGGGAGCUCGGCCCCCGCGGCGCCGCGGGGACGCGCGGACCCAAAGGUGACCGCGGCCCCAAGGGGGACAAGGGGGACCGAGGCGCUGCCGCCGGCACCGCGCCGGCGGAGGGCGCGGUGCGGCUGGUGAACGGCUCCGGCGCGCACGAGGGGCGCCUGGAGAUCUUCCACGAGCGCCGCUGGGGCUCCGUCUGCGACGACGGCUGGGACGGCCGCGACGGCGACGUGGCGUGCCGCAUGCUGGGCUACCCCGGCGCCGCCGACGUCUUCCGCAUGGCGCGCUUCGGACAAGGCUCCGGGAAGAUCUGGAUGGACGACGUGUCCUGCACGGGCAGCGAGGAGUCCCUGGAGCUCUGCAGCUUCUCGGGCUGGGGCCGCACCAACUGCGGCCACGCCGAGGACGCCGGCGUGCGGUGCCGGACGGACUGACCCCAGAGAGA